AUGAAAAACCACACAAUAACAACCUUUAUCUUGCUGGGACUAACAGAUGACCCUCAGCUUCAGAUUCCAAUUUUUGUUUUUCUAUUUCUUACUUAUAUAAUGAGUAUAACUGGAAAUCUGACUGUCAUAGUUCUGACUUUAGUGGACUUCCAUCUGAAAACACCAAUGUACAUUUUUCUACAAAAUUUUGCGUUAUUAGAAAUAUCAUUUACGUCUGCUUGUAUUCCUAGAUAUUUGUACAACAUAGCAACAGGUGACAGGUCAAUUUCUUAUCAUAUUUGUAUAAUUCAAGUGUUUUUUGCUGAUGUCUUUGUAGUAACAGAAUUUUUUCUUCUGGCCAUCAUGUCCUAUGACCGCUAUGUGGCCAUCUGCAAACCCCUACAUUAUGUGACCAUCAUGAGCCGCCAAGUCUGCAGGAGGCUUGUUCUCGGCUGUUGGCUGGCUGGCUUAUUGAUCAUAUUCCCAACACUUAGCCUAUUCGUAAAUUUGAAAUUCUGUGACUCCAAUGUCAUUGAUUACUUUUUUUGUGAUUCAUCUCCUAUCUUGAAGAUCUCAUGCUCAGACACAUGGCUCAUAGAGCAUUUGGUGCUUUUCUGUGCUGUGCUGACCUUCAUCACAACCCUUCUGUGUGUUGUUCUUUCCUACAUCUACAUUAUCAGGACCAUUCUCAGAUUCCCCUCUGCCCAGCAAAGGAAAAGGGCCUUUUCCACCUGUUCGUCUCACAUGAUUGUGGUUUCCAUCACCUAUGGAAGCUGUAUCUUUAUCUAUAUCAAACCUUCAGCGAAGGAAUCUGUGGCUAUUAAUAAGGGUGUGUCAUUGUUAACGACAUCCAUUGCUCCCAUGUUGAACCCAUUCAUUUACACCCUGAGAAACAAACAAGUGAGACAAGCAUUCAGUGACUCAUUCAAAAGAUUGCAUUGGUUUCAAAGACGUAAGAGAAUGUUCAAGUCUAGAAAUAAAACAUUGAGCUGA
Molecule: messenger RNA, 972 nt
Organism: Galeopterus variegatus (Sunda flying lemur)
Lineage: Eukaryota; Metazoa; Chordata; Mammalia; Dermoptera; Cynocephalidae
Product: olfactory receptor 6C2-like
Exons: 1
Coding region: 1-972 (323 amino acids)
Biological process (GO): G protein-coupled receptor signaling pathway
Cellular component (GO): membrane
Molecular function (GO): olfactory receptor activity; G protein-coupled receptor activity
Source: RefSeq, a predicted model, not a curated record